Cavia porcellus (domestic guinea pig) is the source of this 4172-nucleotide messenger RNA. RefSeq names its product KIAA0513 ortholog. The record is from RefSeq and is a predicted model, not a curated record. The transcript is spliced from 13 exons. The coding region runs from base 256 to 1476 and encodes 406 amino acids. NCBI's taxonomy places the organism in Eukaryota, Metazoa, Chordata, Mammalia, Rodentia, Caviidae.
GCUGGGGCGGGCGCGCCCACUGACUGACAGCUCGGGCCGAGGCGCCGCUCGAGGACCCGGCUGCUCGCGAGGCGCAGUCGCCGCAGCUGCAGAUCGGACUGUGUCGCCGGCCGUGUCUCCCGCCUGACCGGCGCCGCCGCGAUGCCUUAGGGCCACCAGCUGCCCCGAAGGACUCAUCCUUGGUGGCCACCGAGUGUGCACGGCAGGCUACCCUGACGCGCCUCGGAAGCUGCCCCGCAGCUGCCCACCUGCACCAUGGAGACCGGGGAGGUGCCCGUGGGCACGCUGGUUGACUUUGGGACUGAGCCGCCGUCCUCCCCUCCCCUGGAGGCGGUGCCUGCGACCCUCCGGGAUGGGGACGGCUCCCUGGGAGACGGCGCGUCAGAGAGUGAGGCCACGGAGUCUGCAGACAGCGAGAACGACAUGGGCGAGUCACCCUCGCACCCGUCCUGGGACCAGGACCGCCGCUCCUCCUCCAGCGAGUCCUUCUCCUCCAGCCAGAGCACAGAGUCGGCCCAGGACGAGGAGACCCUGCUGCUGCGAGAGUUCAUGCGAGGCUACGUGGAGAAGAUCUUCUCCGGAGGGGAGGACCUGGACCAGGAGGAGAAGGCCAAGUUUGGGGAGUAUUGCAGCAGCGAGGAUGGGAAGGGCCGGGAGUGGUUCGCCCGCUACGUGAGCGCCCAGCGCUGUAACUCCAAGUGCGUGUCGGAGCCCACCUUCUACCGCCUGGUGCAGUCCUUCGCCGUGGUCCUGUUCGAGUGCCAUCAGAUGGACGACUUCGGGCCCGCCAAGAACCUCAUGACCAUGUGCUUCACCUACUACCACAUCGGCAAGCCGAACCCGCUGCCCAUGGAGCCCAGGGAGAAGGCGGUGGGCAGCAUCGACUCCUACCUGAAGUCCGCCAACAGCUGGCUGGCCGAGAAGAAGGACAUCGCCGAGCGGCUGCUGAAGAACACGGAGAACGUGAAGGGCUUCUUCGGGGGACUGGAGACCAAGUUGAAGGGGCCCCUGGUCAGGCGGGACGAGGACGAUGAAAACAAACCCAGGGACAGGCAGCCCAAGACGGUGACGGUGCCCAGCCCCGAGGAGGAGCCGAGGGGGGAGAAGGUCUACCUGUACAUGCACCUGAAGCAGCAGCCCAUCUGGCACUCGCUGAGGUUCUGGAAUGCCGCCUUCUUUGAUGCUGUCCACUGCGAGAGGAGGAAGCGAUCCCCCACCACCAGAGGGGAUGCUGGAGAGCAGGACAAGAGGGAGAAGUGGAGCCACAUGACGCAGGAGGAGCGCGCCGACAGCCUGCGGUUCAACGAGAACAUCACCUUCGGGCAGCUGGGCACCUUCACCCACAACAUGCUGGCCUUCGGGCUGGGCAGGAAGCUAUGCGGGGACUUCCUGAAGAAGCAGGCGGUGAUUGGGAACCUGGACCAGGAGCAAUACAAGCUGCUCAGCGACCACAUCGAGCAGAUGGCCUCGGAGUAGCAGACUGAGUGGACGGCGUUCUCCCGGGCCAGCAGUGGCCGUCGCCCCGCCCAUGACCCUGCAUGUCACCGGCAGCACCAGAGUCGCCCUUGCUGCCCAGAACUAGCUAUCAGAAGACCCGGCUGCCUGUCCUUCUGUCCCCUGCCCAUGUCUGCACCCGUCCUCGUGCCAAAGUGUCCCCAGGGACCGCUGCCCCGAAAUGCCAGGCUCAGGAGAGGAGCCCCUGUGCAGGAGGAAGGGGCCUCAGCCAGGGUGGGCCCCUGCCGGUGUCUGCACACCACCCUGAGGGCAGAGCAGAGGCGAGGGCACGGAAUGGGACCAGUGGGACGAGCCCUGGAGGUAGGGUCUCCGGGGCCGUCCUGGCUGCUUGCUCUUCUGUCCCCCUGUGUGACAGGAGCUAGGAGUCCCAGGAACCCACCGGGCAGACACCUCCUGUUUCAGGGAGAGAAGGGUGGAGCGGCUGCCAUGUGAGACCGGCCCGCUGGCAGGGGUGGGGGUGCCCCGCGAGUCACGAGGACCAGGGCUGAGAUGUCUGUGGGGUCGGGGGUGCAGAGAAGGUCCUUGCUUGGCACAGCCCCAACACCAGUGCCCCCCUAGGCGCCUGCACCCCGCAGCCCAGGCUUUGUGUCCUGUCCCGUGCGCCCCGCAGGUGUGUCCCUUACCCUAACUGCAGGGCUGGGACCCUCCACCUCUCCAGGGCGCUUGUACCAAGCCCGCCCUCGUGGACUCAGACAGGCAUUGCACGGGACCCGGCUUCUCCCCGCUGCCCCUGUGGCUCCAUAUGUGACACACAGCCGACCGUCGCCCGCAUGGUCCCAGAGGCCUGGGGCAUGUGUAUCCCAGAUGCUGGCCACGGGUGGCAGCCCCAGUGUGGGUGGGCAGCUGAUGGCCUGGUGUGUGUGCCACUUCAGCCCAUCUUCAGUGGCGCCCAGCAGGAUGUGUGGCCAGCUGCAGUAUGGGCACCGUGUCUCCAGAGCGGUGGCCGUAGUCUCUGCUGAGUCUGGUUUAGGGAAGUCCGGUCACAUGAAGGCUGCAGGCCCAGCGUCCCCUGCUGGACACCUGCUCCCCACUCACCCGAAGGAGCCGGCCCAGCUCCUCCUGGAGGUCUCCAGGCUCCGGCCUCCAGGGUGCAAGUGAGGUGGCCCUGGCUCUGCCGUCUUGGUGGGUGUCCCCCUGCCCUGUGGUGUGCACAGCACAGCCCCAGCCGUGUGCACAGGAGUGGGGUUCUGGCAUCCUGGGUGACCCGUGCAGUGACCGGUGGCAGACAGAGCAGCUGUGGAGCUCAGAAGGAUGCAGGGCCAGGGGAGGGUUGGCGUGGAGCAGCUGCGCGUGUGCAGGGAGGCGCUGAGGCUCGCGCCCUCGAGGGUGCAGGACAGGCUGGGCCAGUGCCCACUUCCCCACUCCGUGGGGCUGCAGCUGUGAGGCCCGUGCUCCCUGGGCCAGAAGUGCAAGGGGCUCCUGCCCCGUGGUCAGAUGGCCCUGCUGGCACGGCUCCGAGAACGUCGGGUUUGCUGAGCACGGCUUGAAGGACUUCAGAAGCCAGAGUGCCCCGUGGGCGGGAGAAGGGACGUGGGGGAGAGGUCGGGCGCCCUGAGUGGCCGGCGGGGUCUGCGCGGGGGCACCUCCAGGCCUCUCCCCACGGAGUCUGCCCACCAAGCCAUCUGCCCUGCUCCUGCUGACCGCUCGCCCUGCUCGCCUCGAGGAAACAGGAACUGCACUGGAUGCCACUGGCAGAUGCAUGCUCGGGCAUGGGCACACCCUGGACCCUGUGCUGUGCCGCGCGGCCUCGACACGGCAACUGGAGCAGGGAGGGGACAGAGGGGUCACCCCACACUGCCCGCCACCCGCGCCCCAUCCCUGUGUCUGUGAGCCUUGGGCCACCCGCUCCGGAGAGAUGCGGAGUCUCAGGUCCUUCGUGUGGUCGGGGCCACAUCCAGGGGCUGCGUUGGGGGGCAGCAAGGGCUGCUUGGCUCUGGGCAGUGGGCUGAGGACCCGGGCCUGGCUGGCCCCACGGGGCCGGGUGUUGGUGUGUGGUGCCCAGGGGUCCUGGUCACAUUGGACAGCGUCAGUCCUGCUGGGCACCGGCCCCCACCUAGUAAAUCCCCCCCCCCACCGCUGCUUUCAGGAUUCUGCACUUUAACCUGAGGGGUUCCUGUCCCGACCCCUCCUGUCAACCUAAGAUGGGCGCAGGCCCUCCUGCUCUGGGCCAGAAGGACAGGCUCUCGGGAAGGACGGGAGCACUGUGAACAGAAACUGGCCCUGGGCAGGUGGCUCUCUCGGGCAGUGUGUUCAGGUCCAGCUGCCGAGAGGGGCCUGGACAGCAAUGGGACUGUCACCUGCAGUGGCCCGGUGGACCAGAAGAGGACAGUCAGGCACCGGCCACCCGGAGAGCUGGCCCCUGGGGUGACAUCCUGGCCUCUGUCCUCUGUGCAGUGGCCAUGUGGUCUUGAGCUGCCCCUGUGCCGUCUUUCUGUCCCCUGUGGUUGCCCUGUGGUCCUGGUGUCGCAGUGUCACCGUUACACAGUCCUGUGUCCCCGAGGUGAUGUCUGGAAUGGAACUCGAAGGCAGGGAAAGUCCCCAGGGCGGGGCUGACAAAGCAGUCCUAAGGUCAGGGCUGCUCCUAGGGAGAGAAGUGUGGGUGUUGCACCCUGGGGGUCAGAGGCUGGAGCCGAAAUAAACGAUCUUUCCGAAGAAAA